AUGACUGACAAGCAGAAGGUCAUCGUUGCCCUGACAUCUGCAUCCGAGACAUGCACAGCUGCACUCUCCGCACUCGCCUCCCGAAAUCAGCGCGAUAAAUCUGAGCCCCAAACCUCCGAUCUCGCUGUGAUCCUCAAAGACCUAGACUCUCUCCUUUCUCUGAUAUAUAACUCCGGUACCAAACUUGCUCUUGCCCUCAAACCAUCAUCUCCUACAUACUCCGCUUCUCUACCCGUGAUCGAGGAUCUGGCGAAAUAUACGUCUGGCAUCGUGCAUUGCAUCCAUCUUUUGAAUCCUGACUUACAUGGGGCGACGCUUAUCAAGGAGGUGCAGCAUGAGGUGACAGCUAUUGUUGAGGCUUUGCGUGCAAUCGUGCAGACAUUUUUGAACCUUGCUGCGCGUGGUCCCUCGAUAGCAAGGAGUGAAUCCGCAGGAGAAGAGUAUCUUAUCAGGACAGGCACUCUUCAUGAUCUCAUAACUCGAGCGCGUGGUCCCAACGGAAUUCCAAAAAAUACCAUUUCUGCUAUCAGUCGAAGAUGGAAGCAGGACCGAGGGGCCCUUGAAGAUAGUCUCCGAGAAGUAUCUGAAAUGAUAGACGGAGCCGAAGGGAGUAAAAACGAUGAUGUCGAUGGCGAUAACGUUGACGAUGGUUGGGAUGAACUUGGUUUGGGUGACACAGGAGAGAAGAUGGACAAGGACGAGCUGACGCGUGCAAAAAAUGUACAGCAACUGUCUGCUACUUUCAAAUCAGCUCUUUUUAAACGCACCGUUUGCCAGGUCCACUCCGUACUGCGGUUGACCACAUUAUUGCACAAGCGUAUAUUGCUAGAUUUGCUUUCGUCGGCGCCGACCCCACCGCCUCCGAGCUUUGCUCUAGAUGCUUUGCUUUUGCAGUCGCAUGCACUUCUUGCUGCGUCCGACGAAUUGGUGUCCUCAUUGUAUAUUCCUCAGAACCCCGCUACUAUCAGGAAGGAGUCGUUAGCGCUGAUCGAUAUAAUCAAUGGACUUCAAUUACAGCUACGGAUAUUCUUCCCCGAUACGUCCUCCCUAGAACAACAGCUCUCUGGACUCAGCAUCGAGGGAGAUAAGUCAGCAUCGACACCUAGCAAAUCCAUAGCAGACAAAAAGUGGUUUGAUCUUUGUUUCGACCAGGUAACAAAAACAUCCGCCAAUCUCGUGUCUCCCAUGUACAAGCCACCCCCAGGGGUCGGCCAGAAACCAAGAUGA
This is a messenger RNA of Suillus bovinus, 1227 nucleotides long. RefSeq lists its product as uncharacterized. NCBI's taxonomy places the organism in Eukaryota, Fungi, Basidiomycota, Agaricomycetes, Boletales, Suillaceae. The record is from RefSeq and is a predicted model, not a curated record. Gene Ontology annotation, cellular component: nucleus. Gene Ontology annotation, biological process: regulation of cell cycle. The transcript is spliced from 2 exons. The coding region runs from base 1 to 1227 and encodes 408 amino acids.